AUGAAUGAAAGUGAGAAGAAAUCCGAGAAAAUCAUUUCAAGCGAUAAUUUAAGAGAACACGACAUUGCAGUUUCAGACGACAAACAAUACGCUUUUCAUGAAGGUCGCAAAGAUUACGCGUGCGACAGGUGUGAGAAGGUAUUUGGAAUAAAAUCGAAUUUGUUCUUACACCAGAAGAUAGUUCAUGAAAGUCGAAAAGAUUACGCAUGUGAGAAAUGCGAAAAGAAAUUUGGACUGAAAUCGAAUUUACUUGUACACCAAAAGACAGUUCACGAAGGUCGGAAAAAUUUUGCAUGCGACAAUUGUGUGAGGAAAUGUAGAAGUAAAUCAGAAUUGUUGAGACAUCAACAGGUAGUCCACGAGGGUCGUAAAGAUUUUGCAUGCGACUAUUGCAAGAAAAAAUUUACACAAAAAGCGAGUUUGUUUUUACACCAAAAGACAGUUCAUGAAGGUCGCAAAGAGUACGCCUGUCAUUGUUGCGAGAAUAAAUUUACACAAAAAUCGACUUUGCUCACCCACCUAAAGACAGUACAUAAUGGUCAGAAAGAUUACGCAUGCAAUAAAUGCGAGAAGAAAUUUGGACGUAACUCGCAUUUGCUUAGACACCAAAAAGUAAUCCACGAAGGUCGCAAAGAUUUUGCUUGCGAUGAUUGCGGGAAGAAAUUUGGAGAACGUAGCACUUUGAACAAACACCAAAAAAUAGUCCAUGAAAGUCGCAAAGAUGUGUGAAAAUAAACGUGGGGCUUCAUCAAAUUUGAGUUGACACGAAAAAAAGUCCGUAAAAUUCACAGAAACUAUCUAUUAGGCAAAUUUCGAAGUUCGUAACGAUUACGUACGUAUGUGAUUUUAUUUCUCUCAUUUGAUUUGCUUAAUAGGGCAACGUUUGUGCAUAUUCAUGUGUAAGUAAGAAUCAAUUUGACCGAUCAAAAACCAGUCGUUUACGGAAAACGCGAAGACUUUGGAUUUCCAAAAAAAAAAACUAAGAAAUUUUAACACAGGAAGAUUUGGAAAUGUUAUACUAAUUACCAUUCCAUCGAAUCUUAAACCGACUAAAAAUAUUGAAUCUCGGAAUAUUUUGGAUCAAGAUGAAUAAAGUUUUGUUGGAGCUAAUUUUGGUUACAUAAUUCGACGAC
This is a messenger RNA of Trichogramma pretiosum, 1133 nucleotides long. RefSeq names its product zinc finger protein 182-like. Gene Ontology annotation, cellular component: chromosome. The transcript has 2 exons. The record is from RefSeq and is a predicted model, not a curated record. Lineage: Eukaryota; Metazoa; Arthropoda; Insecta; Hymenoptera; Trichogrammatidae. Gene Ontology annotation, biological process: regulation of transcription by RNA polymerase II. Gene Ontology annotation, molecular function: chromatin insulator sequence binding. The coding region runs from base 1 to 729 and encodes 242 amino acids.